CCAAAACCGCUCCCUCGCUUCGCAUUCAGCCUCUCUCUCAUCUGAUCGUUCUUUUGCCGUAUCAGAUCUGUGAAAUGAAGUCGGUGGCAGCGCUGUGGUCCAUGGCCCUCUGUGGCCAUUGGCUCUGUGGCUCAUCCCUGGCUUUCCUGCCGCCCUCCCCGCUCUCCAGCUCCCCUCUGCACCGCCUGAGAGCCAAGCACCGUCCCUCUGCAACCCUGAGGAUGGCGGCGGACCAGCCGAUGAAGGUGCUGCUCAUCGGCGGCUCCCGCUUCUCGGGCCUCUAUCUGUGGCGUGAGCUGCUGGACCGCGGUCAUGACGUGACGGUGUUCAACCGUGGCAAGACGGCCCUGCGGCCCAUCCCGGGCGAGAGCGCCUCGGAGUUCGAGCGGCGCAAGAGCAGCACCAAGUUUGUCACGGGCGACCGCAAGAACCUGGCCGACCUGCGCCAGGUGGCGUCGAUGCAGUUCGACGCCAUCUUCGACAUGAAUGGCCGUGAGGUGGAUGAGACCAAGAUGCUCGUGGACCUCUUCCCCAACCGCCUCAAGCACUACGUGUACAUGAGCAGUGCGGGCGUGUACCUCAAGAGCGACGAGAUGCCGCACCGGGAGGGCGAUGCCGUGGACCCCAAGUGCCGCCACAAGGGCAAGCUCGACAGCGAGGAGUACCUCAGGUCCAUCAACGCACCCUGGACAUCCAUCCGACCGACUUACAUCUACGGUCCACUCAACUACAACCCGGUCGAGGAGUACUUCUUCGAGCGACUGGCGCAGAACCGGCCCGUGUGCAUCCCCGGACAUGGACAGCACCUCACCGGGCUCGGACACGUCAGGGACCUCGCCAGGCAAUUCGCUAACGUCCUCGGCAGGCCACACGCCGUCGGCAAGACCUACAACGCUGGCGUCAGUCAAUCACGACACAUUUAACGAACACAUGAGCCACGCGACCCGACCCGGCAGGCAGAGAGCGAUCGAUGGAAUCUGCAUGUGUGGUGUGGUCAGGGUCUGGAGGCGGUGACGUUCGACGGUGUGGCCAGGCUGUGUGCCGCGGCGAUGGGCAAGGACCCGUCAAGGGUGGAGUUGGUGCACUACAACCCCAAGGACUUGGACUUCGGCAAGAAGAAGGCUUUCCCAUUCAGACCACAACACUUCUUCACAUCCAUAGAGGUCCGCACCUGUGUCGGUCGUGUCACCCAGCGAGCCACACACGCACAAGGCAUGGCAUACAUCUCAUCUCACCGUGUGAUGCGAUGCGAUGCGAUGCGAUGCGAUGCGUCGUGUCUUGUUGUGUCGGCGUCUGUCAGAAUGCCAUCCGUGAUUUGGAUUGGCUGCCCGACUAUGACAACCUCGAGGGCCUCAGGGACUCGUACCAAAACGACUUCGUGGUCAGUCUGACGGCAUUGUUGGCGCACACCAGACACUUCAUUGUUUGCCUCACUGUGGUUGGUGCUUUGUCCAUCCCUCCAUCCCUCCAUCGACGGAUUGAUUGAUUGCUUGAUCAGAUCAAGCAGCGCGAGGGCAAGCUCAAGAACGACUUCGAGACCGACGACAUCGUACUCGCAGCCGCAAAAAGAGACACGCGAGUCCCCACACUGGCGUAGGUGGCUGACCACCUACAUGAUUGAUCUAACCUGUGUAAGUGACGUCCGAGCUGUGACAGUGCUUGCCUUUCAUGUGUGUGUCCGUCCGUCCCAUUUGGACGACUCAAUGUAUGUACAGAAAAAGGGGUGCAGGGGAGGGAGACGGGGAGAGAGGGAGGGAGAGAAGUUAGGCUUUCAACUGAUUGAUUGCUACAUCUUGCUUACAUCAGUUGAAAGAAAGUGGAUGGAUGGAUGGCUGGGAGUGCUUGAAUGGAAUUUUGAUGCUGUCUGGGGAGGGGGGAGGGGGGGUUGCUGAGGCAAUGAAUUUUUCCGACCUCCAGGUACCGAACGAUUCGGACUGUUGUGACAUGAUUCAAGACAGCAACAGUCUGUC
Vitrella brassicaformis is the source of this 1970-nucleotide messenger RNA. The record is from the annotation of a GenBank genome assembly. NCBI's taxonomy places the organism in Eukaryota, Vitrellaceae.